AUGGACCUAUGUAAGAAUGAGUUUCUCUUGCCAACUUCCGAACCUCGCUCGGGAAAGAUCACACCUUUGCUAGGAAUCCCCUCACCCCGACCAUCCCACGUGUUCCGAUCCCCACCCUCGGCCUUCCCGCUCAAGGACCACCUCUUCCAUCCAUGCCAACGUCCUUCCCCCAUCUUGCCUUCCCUCCCUAUAAAGUCCCUGCCAUGGCCUGGCCAGAAACACCUUCCCCAACCUCCCUGGCCUGAGCUAAGAGCCCCCCAUCCCUCACGAGCUGCGCUUGCACCCCUGUCUCCCACAAUGUCACCCAUCUUCCCAGGAAUCCUGGUCACCUGCCUGCUGCUCUCAGGCCUGGCACAAGGCCAGGAGGAGGCCCCUGCUCCCCCCCAUGCCAGGAGCUCCUGCCCUCAAGGCUCUGCCUCCCAUAACUCCUACUGCUAUGGCUUACUGUUCACUAACGACACCUGGGACGCUGCCGAGCUGCUGUGCCAGGACUAUUUCUCGGGCCACCUGCUGUCCCUGCUCAAUAAGGCUGAGGCUUCCUUCGUGGCCACCAUGGUCACCGAGAGCAGGCCUGGUCUGAACCCUUUUUGGAUUGGCCUUCGGGACUACAGCGAGAAUGGUCGGUGGAAAUGGAGCAGCAACACCCUUUUAAUCUACCGAGCCUGGGAGAAAGACGCUCCCAGUAAUGACCAAUCCAACUUCUGUGCGGUUCUGACUCCUGAAUCUGGAUUCCAGAAAUGGAGAAAUGAACGCUGUGAUAAAAAAUACCAUUUCCUCUGCAAAUUCAAAGCCUAGAGGAGAUAAGUGUGAACAAGGAGUGAGGAUUCUGCAGUCCUAGAGCCAAACGUGCACCCUGGGGACCCUGACUGAAGUCUGCCUUCCCAGAAAUCCUUCUUCCUCGCCCCCACAUCCCUUCUUUUUUUUGAAAUGUUCUUCAUGUCUUCAUUUUUCUUCCUCCUCUCACUUACAUUCCUCCUGGGGCUGUCUGGCCUGGGCUACUGGCAAGAAGAAUAAACCAUGCUCUCUACCACC
Messenger RNA from Sarcophilus harrisii (Tasmanian devil), 1032 nucleotides. Its product is annotated as lithostathine-1-beta-like. The record is from RefSeq and is a predicted model, not a curated record. Gene Ontology annotation, molecular function: peptidoglycan binding; oligosaccharide binding; signaling receptor activity. Gene Ontology annotation, biological process: venom-mediated disruption of cell wall in another organism; positive regulation of cell population proliferation; antimicrobial humoral immune response mediated by antimicrobial peptide. Bases 1 to 795 code for a protein of 264 amino acids. Lineage: Eukaryota; Metazoa; Chordata; Mammalia; Dasyuromorphia; Dasyuridae. The transcript is spliced from 7 exons.